Molecule: messenger RNA, 2049 nt
Organism: Caenorhabditis remanei
Lineage: Eukaryota; Metazoa; Nematoda; Chromadorea; Rhabditida; Rhabditidae
Exons: 10
Coding region: 1-2049 (682 amino acids)
Molecular function (GO): DNA binding
Source: RefSeq, a predicted model, not a curated record
AUGAGUUCAAUGGUAUGGAGCUUCUUCGAGAAACCUGAGAGUCAAGUGGAUUUUGUACCAUGUUUGAAAUGUAAUGUAAUGUUGGCUUAUAAGGGAACGACGUCUGGAUUGAAAAAACACAUGAAAUCAAAACAUUUUGCUGAUUAUCAAAGAAUAAUGGUAGAAAAAGGUCUCGACGUCUCCCCCAAUCUAGACUUCUCACACUCCGAUCUCCUUCUCUCCCGGUCAUUUUGCACCGGACAAAUUCCAUUCGAAUUUGCCAAUAAUCCAGAGUUUCGUCUAUUUUGUAGUUCUUUAAAUUUUGAUUUCAAAGUUCCGGACACGAAUAAAAUGCGGCAAGCCAUCACAGUCAACGCUUGCGCAUUCAUAAAGAAUGUGGCUGCUCAACUGAAAAAUUCCAGGAGUUAUGUGAUGAUCACAGAUGCAUACUCUCACUCUAAACUGCAUGCAUGUACAUUUUUCACCGUUUACAUAGCAUUUAUUGAUCAAAUUAAACUCGAACGGAAGAUAUUGCUCUGUGGCCCCGUUUAUAUCGAGAAUGAAUCAUCGUUUCAUAUCUUCAGUGAAGUUCAAAAAGUUAUAGAAAGCGUUGGGUUAAAACCGGAAAACUGUCAAGGAACCGUUUGCGACGUGGACAAUUCUCGAGAAAACUGGUUUUUCGAAGCGAAGAAUAUUCCUUGCGCAGGCUACAUCAUACAUCGAAUAUUCGAAGAUUUCGCUGAAAGUGUUCAUAUUGUUGGCAAAGCUCGACACGAUAUUGAGAAAAUUUUCCAGAUUAUAAGAGAAAACGAAGCAUGUUUAGAUCUAGUUGUGCAAUUCCAAAAAGACUACAAAUUAAGCGUGCCGCUUCCGACCAAGUCUGGUCAGUGGGGAUCUUUAUUCACUUCUCUGCAGGCCUACGUUGCAAAUGAAGUCUACUUCACACAUAUUCCUCAUCUCAAAAAUAAAUUGCUGAACCCGAAAAUAGUGGUAGAGCUUCCGAGAAUGAUCGAACUUCUGAAACCACUUUACUCGACGCUAGAAACAUUAACUGCUGAAAACACGUUCUGUUCGGAUAUCGUGCCGAAUUUGUUGUGUGUGAAAGAAGAAUUGAAUGAAGAGGAUUCAAUACCGAAAGUUCUGGCCGAACUAGCCCAACAGAGAAUUAACGAUUAUCUCUCUAAUGAUCAAAUUCUUCUGGCAAUGGUCUCCGAUCCGAGAUACGCUUAUGUUCCGAAUCUCAUCGACCCAAGGACGUGGCAAGAGGCGGAGACACUUUUUGCUCAACAAGAAGUUCAGACGUCUGGGGAUUCUGAGUUUCUUGUAACACCCAAGACUGAAUCUUCUUUUAUUAAUGAAUCUCCAGAGAAAUCAGGAAUUGCUGGAUUUUUGAAGCGAAAGAUAAAGAGCAAAUGUAUACAGAAGACCUUAGCGUCGGAAAUCAUCCAAUAUCAAGCACUGAUGUCUACAAACCGUCCAUGUCAUACGUCAAAUCCGAUUCAAUUUUGGAAAGAGCAACAAUAUAAUUUACCUAAAAUGGCGAUGAUUUCAAUGAAAAAUUUGACUGCAAUGGCGUCAACUUCUCUGUCAGAAAAAUUGUAUAAAAAAUGUUCCGCUAUUUUGGGUAAAAAAGAUCCGAGAAUCGAGAAGAAAGAUAUCGAUUUGUAUCUGAUUGGACAUGUGAUAGCGCCAGAAGUUAAUAGGGAAUUAUUGGACGACCAAUCACAGUUCGAUUUCGCAUUCCCUGUUGAUGAAACGGAACCGGGACAAUCAAAUAUCGAUCAAUUGGGAGUAGAAUCUACGCCGACAGUAGCCGAUAGUUUUGCGCAACAAAUAAAAUCGGAACCUGUUGAAUAUCAAGAGAGACCGAUUGAGCCAGUGGUAGAACCAGUGAGAACUCUCGAAUCAGUACUCGCAGACACAUUCCGACCAAGACCAUCUCCCGAGCCACUACAAACUAUGACACCAGCUCCAAAAAUGUUCAAGCCUGUUGAACCGCCUAGAACAUAUCCAGUGCCGCCGGCUCCUUCCAGUUCUCGGCCGAUCUUUUUCAAACAUUAUCAGUUAUAA